This is a messenger RNA of Gavia stellata (red-throated loon), 396 nucleotides long. Its product is annotated as placenta associated 8. The transcript has 4 exons. Lineage: Eukaryota; Metazoa; Chordata; Aves; Gaviiformes; Gaviidae. The record is from RefSeq and is a predicted model, not a curated record. Gene Ontology annotation, biological process: positive regulation of transcription by RNA polymerase II. Bases 49 to 396 code for a protein of 115 amino acids.
CUGCCAGAGGCUGCUCACCAAAAGUCUCCUUCAGAAGAGCAACUAGGAAUGGCCACCCCACCCGUCGUGAUGAUCCAGCCGCAGCACGGCAUGGCCGUGCCCGCUGUCUCCAGGAGCAUGUGGCAGACGGGGCUGAUGGACUGCUGUACCGACUGCAGCGUCUGCUGCUGCGGGAUGUUCUGCUUCCCCUGCCUCGCCUGCCAAGUGGCUGGGGACAUGAAUGAGUGCUGCAUGUGCGGGACCAGCAUGGCCAUGAGGACCCUCUACCGCACCAGAUACAACAUCCCGGGAUCCCUUUGCUCAGACUGGUGUGUCACCAUGUGGUGCCUCGUCUGCUCCGUUUGCCAAAUUAAGAGAGACAUCAACCGGAGGAGGCAGCUGGGCAUAUUCUGGUAA